CACAAUUUGAGAGUCCUGGGAGAACAAGGAGGACAAAACCUUGACCGCUCUGCUACUAAACACCAGUAAAUAUAGUGUGUUUUUCUCUCUGGAGAAAGUGAGAGAAAACAAGAAAAUGGUGGUGAAGCGGAGCCAAGCGCAUUUGAGCAAGGAUUCAAAGGUGGAAGUUUGCAGCAACGAAGACGGGUACCAAGGUGCAUGGUUCCCAGCCAUAUUCCUUGACCCACAACCCUCAGAUGGCACACCAAAGAAGAAAAGGAAGAGCCUUGGCAACUCAAGCAAGGCUCUGGUGCAGUACGAGACUCUGGUCUCCGACGAUGACCCAAACAAGCCACUCACUGAGCUCGUUGACGUGUGCUCCAUCCGGCCAGUGCCUCCUCCUGACAAUCCUGACCAGCCCUUCGAGCCCGCAAACGUCGUAGACGCCUUUUACCAAGAAGCUUGGUGGGUGGGGGUUGUGAUAAGGUUUGAGGAUGACAAGUAUACGGUUGGUUUCAAAAACCCACCCGAUCUGCUUGAGUUAAGGCGCUCUGAGCUGCGGCCUCAUUGGGAUUUUCUGGACGGCGUAUGGGUUCGAGCCCGGAAGGAGAGGAUGGUGGGAUCAUUUUUCAGCCCUGGGACAGCAGUGGAAGUGAAUCUCUACAAAGAACAUCUAUUCUGUGCUUGGUUCCCAGCAAUUUAUCUUGGUGAACUAGGGGCCAACAAUUUCUUGCUUCAAUAUAAGAGCUCAAACAACUGUGAUGUUAAAGCGGUCGUAGGUGGCAAACAGAUUCGGCCUCAGCCUCCAAAGUUGGCUGAAAGAGAUUUUAACUUGAUGGAAAAGGUGGAUGCAUUCUUUGAUAUGGGUUGGUGGGUCGGAGAGAUUAUAAAAGUUCUUACAGGAAAGAAGUAUAUGGUCUGUUUAAAAUUGACAGAGGAGGUGAAGCAAUACAGUCAGUCAGAAUUGAGGCGUCACAUGUACUGGACUGAUGGAAGAUGGGUUACUAUGAUCAAUGGAAAACGGGUUACUAUGAUCAAUAGAAACUGGGUUACUAUGAUCAAUGGAAACUGGGUUCCUUACUUUAAGUUUCAGGAAGGUCACUUUAGCAGGGAUUAUGAAGUACGAUCAAAGCGUGCAUGCGAGAGUUCCAGGAGUUCUGAGUUAGCUGCAGCACUUGAAUGUACAGGUGCUACCAAGGAUAAUAAUGAAGAAAAAACACCUUGUUUGAGGAUUUCGUGGAAGAAUCAGUCGGAGGACUUGAGUCCUUGCAUUGAUAAAUCACCUUAUGGAAAGACCAAAAAGAAAAUUAAAAUUAAUCAGAAACCUAACGAUGAUGCAACCAUUUUAGGUCUUUCCAAGAAGUUAAUAUGGGGACAUUCAGAAGACUCCUUAUCUUUUGCACAAUUAUUUCGAAGGAGCAAAGAAGCCCCAGUUAGAGAUGGUGUGAAGACUAAGCAACAGCAGGUUGGAGGACUGGACAAUCAAGCAAUAGUUUCUCUUAAACGAAAAGUCAAGAAGGGCAGUGAAAUAAGAAAGGCUGAUGAAGAAGAUGUUGAUGAUGAGUAUGGAGUAGACAGCAUUGAAUCUUCUGGUACAGAGUCUAAACUAACAGGGGGAUCUCAUGCUGACGCAUCAUGUCUGCUCCCCAUGGAGGAGGUUGAAUGGAAUGAAGAUGUAGCGAGCAGUGAAUUGCAUGUGAUAAAAAGGUUGGAGUGGACAGGUGAGAAGCACAAUGGAACUGGAGUUGUUGCUCAAGUUGAAUUGACUAAGACUCAAGUUGCGAAUGAUAAUGGUUCUGAAGAAGCGAUGAGAGAGACGGAAACUGUGGAUUCCGCAAUGGAUUACUUGACAAAAGAAGUUCAGGUGACUGUGACUGGAGUAUCUGCAACAGCAUCUGCCCAUGAUCAACCUUUAUCACUGUAUGUAGAUGAAAUGCAUUCUAUAAAAGCCAAAGAGUGCUCAAGUAACCCUGCUGGGACUGCCAAGCAACAAGAGAGUCCACAUUCGCCUUUUGUGAGUUGUUCUCCAUUUUGGAAAAGUAUUGAAUCCAUGGAAGUAUUCAAAAGAUUUCCGCAAAGGCCACAUUUUCUUCCUCUGAUGAAGUGUAAAGCGGUUUGUCGCGAAGGAUCCGCUCUUGGAAAUAUGAUAACCUUUGCCUCUUUGGUGGAGAAGACUUCCAAGUUGCAAGUUGGCGAUCCUAUAGACUUAUUUGAUAGCAAUUUGGAGGCACUGGUUGACUUGGAAAUGUUGGGAUUUGAUGUCACGGCAGUACGGCAUCGACUGAAGGAAUUGAUUGAAAUGAAAGUUAAGUUGGGUCAGCUUGAGAACCAAUCAAAAGAAGUUGACAUUCAGAUCACGGAGUGUACUUUUGACAGAACCAGAAACAAUGAAACAAUCAGUCGGAUUGAUAAGGAGAUCAAGGACUUGAAGGAAAAACGGGGGACCCUGAUGUCAAUCGAUGUGGCCAAAGGUUCUGAAAUUAGCAAGCUGCAAUCAGAAGCAAAUGCUAUAACUGAAGGCAUUCAGAGCAUCCAUCGUGAUUUUGAGAAAUUAGCUGCUGCGGCAUGGUGAUUGUUGUGAUUCUGAUGGAUUACACCCUUUAGAUUACCACUCCCUUUGCUAACCUUGGACACUGAUAUAUAAUAUCUAUACCCUUUUGAAUGUAAUGAUGGACGUGAUACCAAACUGUUCUGUAGUUUAUUAUGACAGCCAUUAGCCCUAGAAUGCCUGGUAACAAACAAUUAUCUGUAUGUACUACAAUAUCCUGAGUGUUAUGAAUGUGGGCCGAAGCCCAACAAAACUACAC
This is a messenger RNA of Prunus persica (peach), 2786 nucleotides long. Its product is annotated as DUF724 domain-containing protein 2. The record is from RefSeq and is a predicted model, not a curated record. The coding region runs from base 116 to 2551 and encodes 811 amino acids. NCBI's taxonomy places the organism in Eukaryota, Viridiplantae, Streptophyta, Magnoliopsida, Rosales, Rosaceae. The transcript has 9 exons.